CGAAGGAUUGGAACGAAUCACUUCCAUUCCUUGGCUUAUUGAAUCGCGUGAGCUGUACCUCGAAAAAAGGAGUGUGAUAGGAAAAUAUAGAUUUGUUCAUAGUUUGUUUGAAAUGGAUGAACUUGCAGUUGAAGUAUGCGGUGACAAUGGUGCUCACUACAAGGGUAUUGUCACCGAUGUGUUCGACGAUGGAGUAAUGGUCGAGUUCGAGAAUGAUUGGCAAGAGGCGUCAAAGUUCCACUUCAAUCAAGUACGAUUACCACCAAGCGAAAAUUAUGAAGGUUUUGUUGAGCGAAUGGAGGUGGAAGUAUUUUCUCGCUCACAUGAAAAUGAAGCAUGCGGCUGGUGGCGGGCAGUUAUAAAGAUGAUGAAAGGAGAGUUUCUCGUCGUUGAAUACCUAGGCUGGGAUCAUAGUUAUACGGAAAUUGUGAACACCGAUCGGAUCCGAGCGAUUAAUCCGAGUGCAACAAUCAAUGAGAAAACCUUCCAUCGAUUUGAGAUUGAGGUACCAGAGGAAGUGCGAGAAUACGCUAAAAUUGAUGGUGUUCAUAAAGAGUUUCAGAAAACUAUACAGGCAGCAGUUUGCCGGUACAUACCCGAACGCGGAGUUUUACGCGUUAUCUCUCGAUCCGAGGCUACGCAACGAAGAGCGACGAUGAUACAAGAGAUGCAUUUCCGCAAUUUAAAUCAAAAAGUGGUGUUGCUGAAACGAACUGAAGAAGCUGCCAGACAAUUAGAGUCCACGAAAUUGCAGAGUUCUGGAGGGCAAUUUAAUAACAAUCAGAGAAUAUCUGCCUUUAUGGGACAAUGUAUGAGUGAAAGAUUUACCGAUGAAUUUAAAGUUCGUGAAGAUUUAAUGGGGCUAGCGAUUGGUGCACAUGGUGGUAAUAUUCAAACCGCUCGAAAGCUGGACGGUGUAUUAAAUAUCGAACUGGAAGAAAACACUUGUACCUUCAAAAUUUCUGGCGAGUCUAGCGAAGCAGUGAAAAAAGCCCGGGCGAUGCUAGAAUAUAGUGAGGAAUCGUUGCAAGUUCCUCGAAAUUUGGUAGGAAAGGUGAUCGGCAAAAAUGGACGAAUUAUUCAAGAAAUUGUGGAUAAAAGCGGUGUCGUACGUGUGAAGAUUGAAGGCGAUAAUGAACCUCAGCCUAGCAUACCGAGAGAAGAAGGACAAGUCCCAUUUGUUUUCGUCGGCACUGUUGAAUCUAUAGCCAAUGCCAAAGUUUUGUUGGAAUAUCAUUUAGUGCAUUUGAAGGAAAUAGAGCAAUUACGCCAAGAAAAACUUGAAAUCGAUCAACAAUUGCGCGCUAUUCAAGGUUCAAGCAUUGGUUCGAUGCAAAGCUUCUCAAUGAAUCGACGCUCCGAUCGAUCGUAUAACAAUGAUAGUGACGGGUCUCGUUUAAAUCGCGGAGGAAUGCGUGGACGCGGUGGCCGUGGUGGUCGCGGUGCUAAUCAACGAUACUCUGCUCGUCGCGCUGCAGACAAUGAGGAUGAUUAUACAUCCAGAGAUAAAGACCAUCGAGGCGGUAGUGGUAACUAUAUGGACGUGCGCAAUAAUCGUAAUACCCGGGGACAAAGUGAAAAACGUGGUGGUUCUACAAUCUUAGCAAGCAACAGUAGUGCUUCGGGCGUUACAGACCAGACCAGACCGGUAGCAAGCAACGGUAACGCGAUCAUUGGUGCGGCCAGUGCUAUCACCAAUACCGGUAUCGGUAACAGUGGCAAAAGAAAUGAACGAAACAAAACACAAUCGCAUCAACUCCAGAACGCACGGCAGCAACUGUCGCAAAUGGCCUCAUCACAAGCACAACAGCCAGCGUCCGAACAGACUGGUCUGGCUGGUCCAGAAGAAAGCUCGGAUAAACGUGACCCAUCUCAAAGAAGUGCAAUCGAUUCGUCGUGGGCGAGUUGCUGGAACGAAGGUUAUGAACGAAGCAAUGUAGAACAUGAGAGCAAUUCGUCCAAUGACGGAACACACCAGCGAAGCAGAAGACGAUCCAAAAAUCCAACUUUGAAAAGUACUGCAAACGGUAAUACGCAAAACUCCAAUACUAAACAGAGUAACUCCAGCAACAAUUCUAUAAAUGCUGCUACAUCGGGUAAUCAACCAAACGCUAGCAGCAAACCACAACCAGCGAUGCAGCAACACACACACGCUGGUGCACAGACUAAUGUGCAAAACUCAAGUACGUCACAAUCGAACGGCACGAGCGGGACUAUAGCUACAGCUACUACAAGCGUUGGCAAUGCAUCAUCCGCUCCCGGGCCGAAAGUCCAGCGGGAUUCAAAUUCGCGUCACCGAGGAAGCCGUGGUGGAGUUGGAGUCGGCAGUAAACAUAAGCAAGCACAGCAACCACCACCACACCAGCCAAACCAACAUUCGUCACAAACUCAGCCACAACAACAACAACAGCAGCAGCAGCAGCAAGAUACUGAAAAUACUUCAAGCAAAGUGAAUAUCGUGGCCGGUGGCGGUACCGUAUCGACAGCUGCAUCGAGUUUGGUACCGGUAAAAAGUGGCAAAGAUGCGCUACUAAACGGUUCUUCAUAGAAUACAUGGUAAUAAUGUCAAUGGUGUAACAGUCGUAAGAACCUGUUUGAAAAAUUACAUUUUGCCUCCAUCUUCAUUAAGUUUAGCGAAGAAAUAGAGGCUCUGCAUGCAUAAUUCUCAUCUGCAUCAAGAAACGUAACACAUAAUUAAAAAAAAACAACAAGGAAAUACGUUCAAAAUGAUUCGGUUUGAUUUGGGUCGCAUUAAAAAGUCUAAUUAGCUAUAGUGGAACUUUUUCGCAAGUUAUAAGUAAAUUGUAAAUUCGAUUGCCCCGUGAACAUAAGACAGUUUUUUUGUUCAAUUUAGUUGCUCAAUAUUUCCUUAAUACAACAUUUAACGAAAAAAAAACAACAACAAAAAGUGAUUUUCUGGAAAAUUCAAAAUUAAUAGUUCUUAUUAUUUAUACGGUAGAACAAAUACUUAAUAGCUGUUCGACGGUCGCGUUUAAAUUAUUCUGAAUAUAAUCCAUAUGAAUUUAAACACUGUGUCAUCCGCACGUUUCGCUUGCGUCGAUUAAGCUUCAAUAUUUUGUUCUCCCUCAAAGCGGUGCGUGUCAUCUUAGAAGCAAAAGCGUUUUCAUAUGUUUGUAACGUGCUGUUGCUUAAAACAAACAAAGGACAGAGGAACCAUCAUCAGAACACAUAUUGUGUAUCUGACCGGUCAUUGAUUUUUUUCGGUUCGUGGCCCAGCGGUUGACCCUCUGUGUGCUGUUGUAUGAUGAUUUUUUUUGACACAGGACAGCUGGUAGUGUUAAGGAUAAUUUUGUGUAUGAAUUAUGUGUUUUUUUUUCAACUCCUUUAUUGUUCUCCAAUAAUUAGGUUCUUGUUACAGCUGUGGAAGAAAAUAUUCUAAAAGGAUACUAGCAAUUUGUUUCAUUACCUUAUAGUUCGCUUAUCGGAAUCGUGGAUGUAAAGGCAAGCACUCUUAUAGUAGUCGCGACACAACGGAAGCGACUGUGUUCGGUAGUGUUCUAUCAAAUAUUUAAUAGAAUUGUCAAACAUUCGGUUUAAAACAAACGGCUACUACUAUGCCCGCCGCUGAAGUUUUUCGAUCUUAAAUUCAAUUAUCCAUUGUAUGAAAAAAAAUAGUAUUAAGACGACUGAAUGUGCAACAAAACAAAUAAAGUCACGCGUGGAUUAAAAUGAAAAAUAAAUAAGACGCCAUUUUUCCUCGCGCAAAAUAUUAUUUGAAUUCCAUCCUAGAUGUUCCGAUUCCAAUAAUUUGCUUUUUUUGUAAUUAUCGACAACAAAACAGUCUUUUGGUUCAAAUGUAGCUCGGUUGGUUUUGUCUUGUGAUCUUUACAGAGUGAUGCUGUCGCUUUCUCGUCGACAGCUCUGUCAUGCUUCUCGUACUCCAAGCAAAGCUGUAUCAGUCGUUUAAAAUCUAGCUUUCUAAUAUUAUGUUAUUUAUUUUAUUUUAUUGGGUAUGAAAAUCUUUUCUAAGUGACUCAACAACAAUGAUUUGGUCCAGUGGAUUAAAACGGUUCGAGGAGCUAAUUUCGAAUAGUGUUUUAUCGGUUGCCUUAUUUGAUCAAGCAAAUGAACAACAAUACUUAGUUGAGUUAAUUGUUUUCAAAUUCUUUUUAUCAUAAGAAAUAUUUGUCCAUCUUGAACGAAAAUGAAGUAGCAUAAACAAACUCUUGAUCCGAGAUCUAUCGACUGGAAUAGGUUGACUUUAAUUUUUCGAAGCAUUUAGGUGCACAAAACCGGCGUAGUUAGUAUAACAUUGUAUCAAACUAUAUUUUUUUUAGCACUAACUAAUGGCGCAGUAAUUAACACUGGUUAAGAUAAGAAAUAAAAUUUAGGUUAAAAAUAGCUUUUAAUAAGCAGCGUGUAGUACUGGGAUAGGUCCUUCAUUCCACUAUUAUUUUGACUCAUUCGUUCACUUAGUUUAUAUUGUUUGUGUAAUCUGGCAGACGAAUUGUUAUCGAUAGGAUAGCGAUAAGCAUAAAAGCUCCCAAUUAUACAAUGUAUUGCAAAGAUUUGCAAAUUCGAAUGUUUAAUUAGUUUCAACAAAAUAUGGCUGAUGAGAGAGGAACAUAGCUUUGAUCGCACGUAAGGAAUUAAAGAGGAAACAUUCUUGCUCAAAAUGUCGGUUUGAUAAUCAUUAAGAUGAACAGAAUUGCUGUACUAACAAUAUUACCAAAACAAAAUCAGCUUCAUUCAUUUAUGCAACGUGUUUCAGACCAACUCAACAUCGUCAAAAACAAUGUCACCUUUUUUUUUGAAGCUUCCUCAUACAUGUAUCCACAUACGCACUUCGAUAUCAUCAUUGGUAAAAUGUUAUCAUACUUUUUGUCGGUUUUAGUGAUACUUUAUUUAUCAGCGCAAAAGCACAAUAAUGAAUAACAGAAUGUAGAGCACGAUUUGUAAAAAUAAAAUAAAAAUUAUAUUAAUUUUUUUGCAGUAUGUUUUUUUUCUCAAUGAAUUACUUACUUAAAUUGUAGGGAGGCAUAAUUACGGUUGACAUAAAUAAAUAUGUUAGAAAAUUAAUUUACUACCAUUAGAGAGUCACCACAUGAUAAACCAAAAGCAAGAUUAAAUUAUUUUCGUUGGCACAUUUCAAGAAUUGUUGCAGUGAAACAGAGCUUCAGGGACACCUUUCACUGAUUCCGUUGGAGUAGUGAAUGUCUUGUAGUAAGCGAGUAAAAAAAAAUCUUAAGUUAAAGAUGAGUAUUAGCAAUAUAAUAUCUAGCUAAACGUACUAAACAAUUAUCGUGUAUAAUCAUGGCAAACGAACCAGUAAGUCUAACUACUCAUUUUUGUACGAAAUAGAUUUAAAGGACUUGCUACAAUAAUGUUUUUCUUUUGUUACAUAAUCCUUCAUAUUCAAAUAAGAAAAUAAAUUUUGCACUGGAAACGAAA
This is a messenger RNA of Anopheles funestus (African malaria mosquito), 5412 nucleotides long. RefSeq names its product synaptic functional regulator FMR1 (gene Fmr1). NCBI's taxonomy places the organism in Eukaryota, Metazoa, Arthropoda, Insecta, Diptera, Culicidae. The transcript has 14 exons. The coding region runs from base 113 to 2548 and encodes 811 amino acids. Gene Ontology annotation, cellular component: postsynaptic density; axon; neuronal cell body. The record is from RefSeq and is a predicted model, not a curated record. Gene Ontology annotation, molecular function: translation regulator activity; protein homodimerization activity; mRNA 3'-UTR binding. Gene Ontology annotation, biological process: positive regulation of translation; regulation of dendritic spine development; regulation of mRNA stability.